Molecule: messenger RNA, 795 nt
Organism: Hirsutella rhossiliensis
Lineage: Eukaryota; Fungi; Ascomycota; Sordariomycetes; Hypocreales; Ophiocordycipitaceae
Product: copper/zinc superoxide dismutase (SODC) domain-containing protein
Exons: 4
Coding region: 1-795 (264 amino acids)
Biological process (GO): removal of superoxide radicals
Cellular component (GO): cytoplasm
Molecular function (GO): superoxide dismutase copper chaperone activity; copper ion binding
Source: RefSeq, a predicted model, not a curated record
AUGACAUCAAGUCACGCCUACCAGGUCCGUCAAGUGGCCCCUUUCAACAUUGCACGCAAGAACAUCGCAGCCCUCUUCGCCGUGCCGUUGUCCUGCGACGGCUGUGUCAAGGCAGUUUCAGAUCAGCUCUACAAACUGGGUGGCAUCACCAAGGUGGAGGGCAACCUCGAAGACCAGCUGAUAUCGGUUGAAGGCUCGGCCGCCCCGUCGGCCAUGGUCGAGGCCAUCCAAGCAACAGGAAGAGACGCAAUCCUCCGCGGAUCUGGGUCAUCAAACAGUGCCGCCGUCAGCAUUCUUGAAACCUUUGCAGACAGGACAGAGAGUCACCACGAGAACCGGGAUCGUGCCGUCAGGGGGCUGGCUCGUAUGGUCCAGGUCAACUCGGAAAGAACACUGGUCGACUUGACAGUUCGAGGACUGGCACCCGGAAAAUACCGAGCCAGUAUCCGUGAAUAUGGGGAUCUCAAGGACGGGGUCACCUCCAGCGGUCCUGUGUGGCGCGGGGGCCAGGAGGAGGGAGAAAGAGGACUCUUGGGAGUGAUGGAAGUGGGCGAGGAUGGCCGGGGGACAGUGUUCGUCGACCAUCGCUUCCAGAUCUGGGAGGUCAUCGGCCAUGCCAUGGUUCUUACAAGGCAAGACGAACGCACCCAGCCGCUGGAGAAUGACGAAAACACGGUGGUGGGGGUCGUCGCGAGGAGUGCCGGGGUCUGGGACAACGACAAAACUGUCUGCUCGUGUACGGGAAAGACGCUCUGGGACGAGAGGAAGGAUGAGGUCAAGAGGGGGAUGCUAUGA